Molecule: messenger RNA, 2232 nt
Organism: Tupaia belangeri chinensis (Chinese tree shrew)
Lineage: Eukaryota; Metazoa; Chordata; Mammalia; Scandentia; Tupaiidae
Gene: BAG3
Product: BAG cochaperone 3
Biological process (GO): muscle cell cellular homeostasis; protein stabilization; negative regulation of striated muscle cell apoptotic process
Cellular component (GO): cytosol; nucleus; membrane
Molecular function (GO): adenyl-nucleotide exchange factor activity; protein-folding chaperone binding
Source: RefSeq, a predicted model, not a curated record
GGCACUGGCGCCGGCGACCGCGAUCCCCUGCCCCCCGGCUGGGAGAUCAAGAUCGACCCGCAGACGGGCUGGCCCUUCUUCGUGGACCACAACAGCCGCACCACGACGUGGAACGACCCUCGCGUGCCCCCCGAGGGCCCUAAGGAAACUUCUUCCUCUGCCAAUGGCCCUUCCCGGGAGGGCUGCAGGCUGCUGCCCACUAGGGAAGGCCACCCUGUGUACCCGCAACUGCGACCAGGCUACAUUCCCAUUCCUGUCCUCCACGAGGGUGUGGAGAACCGGCAGCCACACCUUUUCCAUGCCCAUCCUCAGCUUGGGACGCAGCGAUUUCGGACCGAGGCGGCAGCGACUCCUCAGAGGUCCCAGUCACCUUUGCGGGGUAUGCCAGAAGCCACUCAGCCAGAUAAACAGUGUGGACAGGUGGCAGCAGCUGCGGCAGCCCAGCCCCCAGCCUCCCACGGACCUGAGCGGUCCCAGUCUCCAGCCGCCUCUGACUGCUCAUCCUCGUCUUCCUCGGCCAGCCUGCCCUCCUCCACCAGGAGCAGCCUGGGCAGUCACCAGCUGCCCCGGGGCUACAUCCCCAUCCCUGUGAUACACGAGCAGAAUGUCGCCCGGCCAGCAGCCCAGCCCUCCUUCCACCAAGCCCAGAAGACCCACUACCCAGCUCAGCAGAGUGAAUACCAGACCCACCAGCCUGUGUACCACAAGAUUCAGGGGGAUGACUGGGAGCCCCGGACCCUGCGGGCUGCAUCCCCAUUCAGGUCACCCGUCCGGGGUGCGUCAAGCAGGGAGGGCUCUCCAGCCAGAAGCAGCGCACCGGCGCCCUCUCCGUCACCCAUCCGAGUGCACACCAUGGUCGACCGGCCUCAGCAGCCCAUGACCCAUCGAGAAUCUCCACCUGCAUCCCAACCUGAAAACAAACCAGAAAGUAAGCCAGGCCCAGCUGGACCAGACGUUACUCCUGGACACAUCCCAAUUCAAGUGAUCCGCAAGGAGGCAGAUUCUAAACCUGUUGCCCAGAAGCCACCCCCUCCUUCUGAGAAGGUGGAAGUAAAGGUGCCCUCUCCUCCAGUUCCUUGUCCUUCUCCCAGUCCUGCCCCUUCUGCUGUCCCCUCUUCUCCCAAGAAUGUGGCUGCAGAAGAGAGGGUAGCCCCCAGCCCUGCCCCUGUGGAAACUACUGCCCCCAAACCAGGAGAAGCAGAAGCUCCCCCAAAGCACCCAGGUGUGCUGAAAGUGGAAGCCAUCCUGGAGAAGGUGCAAGGGCUGGAGCAGGCUGUGGACAACUUCGAAGGCAAGAAGACUGACAAAAAGUACCUGAUGAUCGAAGAAUAUUUGACCAAAGAGCUGCUGGCCCUAGAUUCAGUGGACCCUGAAGGACGAGCCGAUGUCCGCCAGGCCAGGAGAGAUGGGGUCAGGAAGGUUCAGACCAUCUUGGAGAAACUUGAGCAGAAAGCAAUCGAUGUCCCAGGUCAAGUCCAGGUUUAUGAACUCCAGCCCAGCAGCCUGGAGACAGAUCCACCACUUCAGGCCAUCAUGGAGCUGGGUGCCAUGGCAGCAGACAAGAAAAGUGCUGGAAACGCAGAUCCCCAGACGGAGACGCAGCAGCCGGCAGCCAAAGAGGCAGCAGCUCCAAACCCUAGCAGCACAACAGAUGCAGCUGGUAACCCAGCAGCACCGUAGUCUCCACUCAGUAAACUUCAGGAGACUUGGAACUGAUUGUGUGCAUUAGGGAUUUUAAGUUGCAUGCAUUUCAGGGACUUUCAGUCAGUUGGUUUUUCUUAUUCAUAGCCGCUUGGUACGCAAUAACUUGGGUGGAGGCAAAACACACUAAUUAGAGGGCUAAACAGAAAAUGAUGCUUUCUUCUGUAUUCUUAUUCUGUAUAAAUAAAGAAGUUGUUGUUCAGAAGUUUAACCCCAUUGCUUGUUGAUUGGGGGCCCUCUCUGGACGGGCACCAUGCGUUAGUUGUGAUUGUGAGCCGUCUUCCUACAGCUCUGGGCUGAAGGAGUCGUGGGGGAUCGAUGAGUCAAUUUCCCAUCACAUAAAUAUAGGAAACCCGUUUCUCAGAAAUGUUGCCAUUUAAUGGGAUGAUUUUCUUCAUCUCGUAGUUAAAAUAUGUAACUUUAGAUAGAAUAAAAUGUGUAAGGAGCCAUGUGUAAGGAAUAUCUGUAUGUUGGAUGGCUUUAAUGCUACAUUUAAAAAGAAAAGAAAAAUAAAGUUAAAUAUAACUAAAA